CUUUCUCAGACAGUCAAGGAAUGACCUAAGACAUGGCCGAGUCGUCAUGUCUGCCGCUCGUGGUGCUGCUGCUGGCCGCCGCCGCCGCGGCCGCCCCCGACCUCGCCCGCCAACUUGACCUCUUCGACCCGGCGCGGGCCGCCUCCGACGCCGCCUCCACCAACGUCACCGUGCCCUGCGCCCAAGCCAUGGCCGCCUUCGCCGACGGCCUCGCCACCCACCAAGACUGGGCCGCCAAAAUGUUUGACGCGAGCGGGCGGUACUCAACCGGCUUCCUGUGGGGCAACAACUUCUGGCUGGGUUCGAGCGACCUGUGCAUGACGCUGGAGGAGAACGCGGUGGUGCCGGCGGUGUUCUCGGUGGCGCGCUUCAGCCUGGACGUGCCGCGCAUCACGGCCAAGACGCGCACCGUGCACGUGGGCAUGUGCCUGCCACGUGCGUGCGGCCUCGAGGACCUGCGGGUGUUGGUGGGGGCGGGACUGACGCAGUUGGAGCAGCGCAACGCCACGCUGGAGGCGGUGCGUUCGCCGCAGCUGGACGAGUACCGGUUCUACGCGGACGGCACCUUCGUGGUGCUGGCGCUGGUGUGCGCCCUCGUGCUGGCCCUCAUGGUGGCCGGCUCGAUCGUGGACGCGCGCAAGCCGCCCCCACCGGCCGCCCCCGCCACCCCCGAGUGCGAGGACGGCAGCGUCGGCAAGCCGCCGAUCGCCCUGGACGUGGUUCCUGCGCCCAAACGCAAAAUGGCGCUCAGCGCCUUCCUCGUCUGCUUCAGCGUGCAGCGCAACGCGCGCGCCAUCUUCGACCAGAGCGUCGGCGGCGACACGCUCGCGCCCAUCCAUGGCCUGCGCUUUCUCAGCAUGGUGUGGGUCAUCCUGGGCCACUCGUGCAUCGUCAUCUUCAAGUACGCCGACAACACCGACUUCCGCGGCGUCGUCGAGCGCGAGUUCCUCUUCCAGACCAUCAGUAACGCGGCCUUCUCCGUCGACACCUUCUUCUUCAUCAGCGGCCUGCUCUUCUCCUUCCUCUACUUCCGCACCACGGCCAAGGUCGACCUCAACAAGAUCACCAAGGCCACCGGGCUCAAGUCCAAGGGACUCCAGUUCUUCGGACUCCUCGCCUACAGAUUCGGCAGGCUCACCGCUCCUUAUAUGUUUGUUCUUGGAGUGGUUCAAGUUUCAAUGCGCUGGUUCUACCACAAGUCUGUUUUCGAGCCGCCGACCCUCGACCACGAAAACUGCCCUCAGUAUUGGUGGAGAAAUUUGCUUUACAUCAACACCCUGUUCCCGGUGAAGGACAUGUGCAUGUUGUGGAGUUGGUAUUUGGCCGACGACACGCAGUUCUACGUUUUGGGCGCGCUGCUGAUGAUGGUGGCCGUCGAAAGGUUCCGGACGGCGGCGCUCGUGUUCGGCGGUCUGAUGUUCAGCUCGUGGUGCACGACGGCGUACAUCGCGUUUAACAACGACCACAACCCUAGCAUGGACGACCCACUGGCCCUUUUCGACAAAAUCUAUGACAAGCCGUGGACGCGGCUUGGCCCGUACUUGGUCGGCAUGGCCACCGGCUGGCUCCUCUUCACCAUGAACUGCCGCCUGCGCCUCGGCAAGGGCGGCGCCGCCCUCGGUUGGAGCGUGUGCGCGGCAGUGAUGCUGAGCCUGCUGUACGGCCUGUACGACGCGCAACUGGACGCGUACACUUCGGCCGCCUACUCUUCGCUGAGCCACACGGCGUGGGCGCUGGGCACCGCCUGGGUGAUCGUGGCCUGCAGCACCGGCCACGGCGGGUUCGUCGGCCGCCUUCUCUCGGCGCCCAGUCUUUACCCCAUGAGCAGGGUCACCUACUGCGCCUACCUCAUCCACCCCCUCAUCAUCCGCAUGAUGGUCAUGUACGUCGACAGCCCACUCCACUUGGCCAGGACUACAGUUAUGCUGCUGUUCCUGGGGCACGUCGUCCUUUCCUACCUCAUCGCGUUUGCCAUUUCUGUAUCAUUCGAGGCGCCUGUGGUGGCGUUGUUGCGCCUCAUCAGUCCAAAGAAAGAGUGAUGAUCUGUGAUCGUUCCUUUUCAACUUGUCCUUGUAAAUUUUUGUAUUUUAUUUAUUAUUAUAUGGACUUUUUUGCAUCAUGUAAUAUAACAAUAGUGAUGAACUAAAUAAACGCUCAUGUAAUAUUUUUCAUAUAA
This is a messenger RNA of Neocloeon triangulifer, 2176 nucleotides long. RefSeq names its product nose resistant to fluoxetine protein 6. Gene Ontology annotation, molecular function: acyltransferase activity, transferring groups other than amino-acyl groups. Bases 33 to 2039 code for a protein of 668 amino acids. The record is from RefSeq and is a predicted model, not a curated record. The transcript has 6 exons. NCBI's taxonomy places the organism in Eukaryota, Metazoa, Arthropoda, Insecta, Ephemeroptera, Baetidae.